AUGCUCGCCCACCAGCCAGCUUUCCGGGGUCCUUCUCGGCAGCUUCCGCCGAAACGGACCUGGAUGUUGACAGUAGGACGAUGUCGAGGCAGCUUGUGCCACGAUGUGGACACAAAGACCUUACUCACUCAGGUGGGCCCCUGGAACCAAAGCCAGGACGGGGAAUGCACUGACUGGCUGCUGCGCGCCGGCAGCCCCAAAGACAGCGACUGGAAGCAGUGCAUUGGCGGCUCCAUGUGGCCCCAUGUCUGUUGUGGAACGUGCCAGCGCGUCUUGCAUGCGCAUGAAGAGAGGGUGGGGGAGAUGAUUUCUCAGCGGGAUGCGCUCGCUGCCGCCUUGGCGCAGGGGCCUCGCUGGGUCUCAUCGCCGCUCCUUGGGUCCGGAAGACGGAUGCCGCUCCUGGCGCUGGGCACGGGCGGGAUGGGCGGCAAGAGCGCCAGAGAAAUCAUCGCCUUUGCGCUACGAGCUGGCUACCGGCAUCUGGAUUCGGCCAUGACGUACCCGAGUUACCCGGAUGAGUUGCAGAUGGGUUUGACCGACAGCGGCGUGGCGAGAGAAGAUGUCUUCAUCAGCACCAAGGUGCCGCCGGAUGCCAUGGGCUUCGAGGCCUCCCACGCCGCUCUCCAGCGGCUCGCUGCCGAAAUGCCGGGAGGCUAUGCCGACCUCUGCAUGGUGCAUUGGCCCAACACGGCUGACCAGGCGCCGGCCUCCGCGAAGGAUCCGGCACUAUGGUCUGCGCUGGAGAGGGUCGGUACCUGGAAGGCGCUUGAAGCAGCAUAUGAUGCGGGAAUCUGCAAGGCCCUGGGUGUCAGCAACUACCUGGUGCAACACUUGCAGGAGCUUCUGGGCUAUGCGCGCAUACCCCCUGCAGUGAACCAAAUCGAGUAUUCCCCCACGGCGCCUUUGAUGGAUGUCGUUCACUUCUGCCGCUCCCAGGGCAUCGUCCUUGAAGCCUUUGCGUGGAAUCGAAUGGAAGUCUUCAUGCAGCAGGAGCUCAUCGAGCUGGCACAGGCGCUGUCACCUGAGGAUUCCAUGCGGCGUGACUUCCUCAUGCAGGUGCUCAUGCGGUGGUUCAUACAGCGCGGCAUCGUGCCUCUUUUCCGGACGGAACGUCAGGAGGUGGUCUUAGGGGCCCUUGGAAGCCUGCUCGCUCUGCCGAACCUCACAGAGACGCAGCUCCAGUCCCUGGAGAAGCCACGCA
This is a messenger RNA of Symbiodinium natans, 1201 nucleotides long. The record is from the annotation of a GenBank genome assembly. NCBI's taxonomy places the organism in Eukaryota, Dinophyceae, Suessiales, Symbiodiniaceae.